Messenger RNA from Asterias rubens (European starfish), 2355 nucleotides. RefSeq names its product cathepsin Z-like. NCBI's taxonomy places the organism in Eukaryota, Metazoa, Echinodermata, Asteroidea, Forcipulatida, Asteriidae. The record is from RefSeq and is a predicted model, not a curated record. The transcript is spliced from 7 exons. The coding region runs from base 211 to 1119 and encodes 302 amino acids. Gene Ontology annotation, cellular component: lysosome. Gene Ontology annotation, molecular function: cysteine-type endopeptidase activity.
GUAUUGUUUAUUCGACACCGGCUUAUUUGCUUCAUCAUCAUCAUUCAUUGCAUCCUUGACUUUCGUCAAUUAAUGCUUUCGUCUGUUGCUCUUCUCUCUCAACUUGCCAGAACAAACUAAAACAAGGAAACAAGAAUUUUUUAGUUGGUUUUGUAAGGUUAAGAUCAUACUUUUUAUUCACCGUCUAAACUCUAGUUGACAUCAGGGAGGAUGGAGUUGCAAAUUGUUACACUUUGCUUGGUGAUUCUUUGUGCUUCAAGCUGCAUUUCGGCACACCAGAGAAAGAGGGAGGCGUGUUAUAAACCUGAAUUUGGCAAGAAUGUCAAAGGAGUGAGCACAUAUCCAAGGCCCCACUUGGACAUCAAGACUUCAGCUCUUCCUACUCAGUGGGACUGGCGCAACAUCAGUGGAGUCAACUAUGUCAGCGCAACACGUAACCAACAUAUACCUCAGUACUGCGGAAGCUGUUGGUGCAUGGCAAGUACAAGCUCCUUAGCCGAUCGCAUCAACAUCAAGCGAAAGAGUGCAUGGCCAUCUGCCUACUUGUCUGCCCAGAAUGUCAUAGACUGCGGCAAUGCUGGUAGCUGUGAAGGCGGAGACGCCAUGGGGGUCUACAGUUAUGCCCACACUAAGGGUAUCCCAGAUGAAACCUGCAACAAUUACCAAGCUAAGAAUCAGAAGUGUUCUACAUUUAACCAGUGUGGUACUUGUUCAACUUUCGGAGACUGCUUCGUCAUCCCUGAGAAGAAUUACACCCGCUGGAUGGUUGGAGACUAUGGUAGAAUCACUGGCCGGGAUCAAAUGAUGAACGAAAUCUAUAAAAAUGGACCAAUCAGCUGUGCGAUUGAAGCCACUCCAGAACUUGAGCAAUUUAGAGGUGGAAAGGUUUACUCGCAGUACAUAGCUAAUCCAAUGUUGAACCAUGCUAUUGCUGUAGCAGGAUGGGGAGUGGAUGAGAACGGUGUGGAGUUCUGGGUCGUCCGUAACUCAUGGGGUCAACCAUGGGGAGAAUCUGGCUGGUACCGUACUGUUACAAGUUCAUUCAAGAACAAUGAAGGAAACAAAUACAACCUGGGCAUUGAAACUGACUGUUCCUAUGCUGACAUCAUCCUUCCAUAAGGCAAUACUGCGCACCGUGUCACACCAGACAGCUGACAAAGAGACUAGUUCAAUACGACCUCAAAGAAGAAAUAAUGUCUUUAAAACAACAACAACAUUUUGGGGGCAUUAAAUGAGUCAGUUGUCAAGUGUAACAAAGGCCCAAUGGUUUAAUGCUGGUUUCAAACCAGAACAAGAUUGCGUGGGAAAGUUAUUAGCAUUUUCUAAGAUGUUCAGUGAAAAAUAUGAUGAAACAGUUUUGCAGGGAGCCAGUCAAUGUCUUGGUGGCUAUUCCCUGCCAAGCACAAUUUGUCAUCACUAUGCCCGGCACCUCUAUGAUAAUACUCAUGACUUUCCUUCUUCAUGCAAUAAGUGUUAAAUCAUAACAAUAAUAAUAAUAAUAAUAAUAAUAAUAAUAAUAAUAAUAAUAACAUGCAUACAAAAUUAACCAUGCAUUUCAUAACAAACUGUUUUAAAUGCUUUUCAUGGACCAACUCCCUCGAUCCAAGGACAUGUGUCCCUUUCGAGACCAAAGAUAGUACAAACUAAAUCUCUGAAACGCAAACAAACAAAAACCUUGAUGCUAUUUCAAUAAUUUUCUCCAGAUAUUCUUGGUAUGCAAGAAAAGAACCAUGUUUUUUAUGCAAAUAAAGCUGGCUUAUUUGACACCAAAGUUCUUUCUGUGAGAAAGACUAGUUGCAGUUUCAUUGUUGCGGUUUAUUGUAUCCGUUGUAGUUUCCAACAACUUUGUUUCAUUUUUGACACAAACUUAUCUGUACUUCCUUGUAUCUGUAUGUUACAACACAUAACAACUGAAAUCAUGUAAUUGUAAAUUUGGGUCAUCCCAAAUUCAAUCUAAAAAUAUUUUUUUUAAAUCGUUAUGUGCCCUUUAUACCGACUUUUUGCAGAAGUUUUGACUCAAUUCUAUGUAAGUUUCUAGGCAGGGUGGCUAUUGCCUGCUUAGGAAAUACUAAGUGUUGUGUUCCCUAUACAUUCAAUCUUUAUUGGGGGGCAUUAUUGUUAGAUUGUGUUUUUAAGCUUGAAAAAAAAAACAUGAAAAAGAAAGGGUUAAGCUUAUAUUAUAUGCAACCUUAACAAAUGUGCCUUAAAAUGUUUGUUUGUUAUCUUCAUUCCUUGUAUUUUGUGUAUCUUAUUUAAACAUGAAUAAUGUGCAUUUCACGAUUUGUUCCUUAUGCAUUGUUUGAUGUGAUAAAAUAAAUAUUUCUUCAGGAAGUUUUACAGAAAGUGCUUUUUGAA